Messenger RNA from Phytophthora sojae, 504 nucleotides. RefSeq lists its product as hypothetical. Lineage: Eukaryota; Oomycota; Peronosporomycetes; Peronosporales; Peronosporaceae. The transcript has a single exon. The record is from RefSeq and is a predicted model, not a curated record. The coding region runs from base 1 to 504 and encodes 167 amino acids.
AUGACUGUUCGUGAAGUCGCGACAGCUAUUACGGUCAACCCAGUGCUGGACACUCGCCGUGUUACGGCUCCGUGGGUGCGUGAGUUCACGAACUUUCACGGGCCUCCUUUCGGUCUGCAGGAGGAAGAGCAGCCAGGUGAGGACGAUGUCUCGGAAGAGGAGGAGGUCGAGGAGCUGAACGAAGAGAUCGAUUCUCCGAUUGCUGAAGAGUCUUCGGAAGAGGCUCAGGACGAGUCUCGCCGCGCCAUGGAUGCUCAAGAGACUUCGGACGAAGCUACACAAGCGCUAGGAGCUCAAGAUGCAGCAACGGCAACGCAGGACUCGGUUCAAGAUCGCGUCGCGGCUUCGGAGGCCCCUGUUGAGGAGGCCCCAGUCAGCGAGACUCCGGUUGACGCGCCACGUUCGCCUCCAAGUGUUGCUGAUCAAUCUGUCGCGCAAGCCGAUGUUUCUCAGGCUGCGCGUCUCCGCGUUUUGGCCAAGGUUGCCUCGUCUUCGGACGCCUAA